This is a messenger RNA of Brachypodium distachyon (stiff brome), 2282 nucleotides long. Its product is annotated as aldehyde oxidase GLOX. The coding region runs from base 298 to 2007 and encodes 569 amino acids. Lineage: Eukaryota; Viridiplantae; Streptophyta; Magnoliopsida; Poales; Poaceae. The transcript has a single exon. The record is from RefSeq and is a predicted model, not a curated record.
AAUCAAAAUCAGAAUCAAAUCCAUGCUGGCAGAAAUAAUGACCGGAUGGCAUCCCCGCGUCUCCUCGCAGAACGAAAUCCUACGCGUUUCGAGGCCUUCGAUCUUCACCUAAAAAGACUGGCAAAGCCUCUUGGCCCGUGCACAUAUACUCACUCCCUGCUGCUGCCUCACGAGCUGAACACUCGAUCCCAUACACACACGGUAGACGGUACUACUGCGUGCUAAACGAAAAGACCAAACAAACAAAGACCGGCCUGCUGGCCUGCAGCAUCGUCGUCGAUCGUCACGGGUCACGCCAUGGAGCUCGCACUGCCCCACAACCUCGUUCUUGUCCUGCUCCUCGCCUGCGGCGCCGGCAUUGCACCGCCCGCGGCAGCAGCAGCAAGCGGCGGCGGGAGGUGGGACAUACUGCAGCACAGCAUCGGCGUGUCGGCGAUGCACAUGCAGCUGCUGCGGAACGACCGCGUGAUCAUCUUCGACCGCACCGACUUCGGCCCGUCCAACCUCUCCCUCCCCGACGGCCGCUGCCGCCGCAACCCGCACGAGCGCGUGCUCCCCGUGGACUGCACCGCGCACUCCGCCGAGUACGACGUGCGCACCAACGCCUUCCGCCCGCUCUCCGUCUUCACCGACACGUGGUGCUCCUCCGGCACCGUGUCCCCCGACGGCACGCUCGUCCAGACCGGCGGCUGGAACGACGGAUACCGCAACGCCCGGACCAUGGCCCCCUGCGUCGACGGCACCUGCGACUGGAACGAGACGCAGGACGCGCUCGCCGCGAACCGCUGGUACGCCACCAACCAGAUCCUCCCCGACGGCCGCGCCUUCAUCGUCGGCGGCCGCAGGCAGUUCAGCUACGAGUUCUACCCGAAGCAGGCGGACCACCCUUCCGACGCCAUCGCAUUGCCCUUCUUGGUCCAAACCAAGGACCCCGAGGAGAACAAUCUGUACCCGUUCGUCCAUCUCAACAUCGACGGCAACCUCUUCAUCUUCGCCAAGAACCGCGCCGUGCUUCUCGACUAUAAAAGGAACAAGAUCGUCCGGACGUACCCCGAGCUGGCCGGCGGCGACCCGAGGAACUACCCCAGCUCGGGCUCAUCCGUGCUGCUGCCGCUGAAGCCGUCGCCCACGGAGGCCGAGGUGCUGGUCUGCGGCGGCGCGCCCGCCGGCUCCUACAACGCCACCAAGGACAAGAGCUUCCCCCCGGCGCUGACGACGUGCGGGCGGAUCAGGAUCACGGACGCCGCCCCGUCGUGGACCAUCGAGACGAUGCCGUCGCCGCGGGUGAUGGGGGACAUGAUCCUGCUGCCCAACGGCGCCGAGGUGGCCAUCAUCAACGGCGCCACGGACGGCAGCGCCGGGUGGGAGUCCGCCAACACGCCUGCCUACGCGCCGCUCAUUUACCGGCCCGACCACGCGCCGGGGGACCGGUUCGAGGAGCAGAGCGCGAGCGGCAUCGCGCGGCUGUACCACUCGUCGGCCGUCCUCCUCCGCGACGGCCGCGUGCUCGUGGGCGGGAGCAACCCGCACGUGUACUACAACUUCAGCAACGUGCGGUACCCGACCGAGCUCAGCCUCGAGGCCUUCUCGCCCGAGUACCUCGACCGUACCAACGACGUGCUCCGUCCCGCGAUCACGGACCCCUCGCCCACCGGCGCGCCCGCGAGCGUCACCUACGGGGGUUCGAUGACGCUGCAGUUCUCUGUUCCGGCGGCGCCAGCGCCAUCGUCGAGGAGAGCGCACGGCGGCGGCGGCGGCGGCGGCCUCGGCUUCGUGUCCGUCACGAUGGUCGCGCCGUCGUUCACGACGCACUCCUUCGGAAUGAACCAGAGGCUGCUGUUCCUCGACGUGCUGGAAACGGCAGCGUCGUCGUCGACUCCGGGCGCCUACGAGGUGUCCGUGGUGAUGCCGGCGACGGCGGUCAUCGCGCCGCCGGGCUACUACUUGGUGUUCGUCGUGAACGGGCACAUCCCGAGCGAGGGGAUCUGGGUCCACAUUGACUCAUAGAGCCAUCAUGCAUGCAUGUUGAUGUUGUAUAGCAUAGCUGCAAACGGUUGUUUUGUUCUGUUGUUUCUAGUAGUACUCCUACUAUAUUUUGUCAUCACACAUGCAGCAGCCAGCAGGUGAAGAAAUGCUACCGUACCACGGUUGUUGUUCUACGUGCUGCCCUACCCGACGUGACAUCAGACAGGAUAGAAAAAGAGUGGAGAAUGUGUACCAGUAGUGUCAAUGUUUUUUUCUAACAAAAAAAAACACACGAAUGCAUAUGCAUUCACCUAUUA